AUGGAUGAAGAUACGAGAGCCGAAUAUGAAAGUACAUCACAGCAAUUGCGCAUCGACCUAAAAACUUGGGAAACAGACUGGGCAAAAUCACACGAGGGCAAGAAGCCAGGAAGAGGAGAUAUCAAAGCAAACGAAGACAUUGCCGCGAAAUACAAGCAAUACAACAAGGUUCGAGAUAUUCUCUCGGGCAAAAUAUCACCCCCUUCGAAACAUGCCCCCAAGUCCACAAAGCGAAAAUCAGAUGGUCUGUCGGCACAAACACCCAUCAAACAGAACAAGCAUAUCGAAACUCCAGCCAAGAACCGCACCCAGAACCACGAUGAGGACCUCAUGAAUACGCCAGCUAUAUCACGGAAACUGUUCAGUCCCACAUCUGUAACCUCGGUUGGCCCGACACCGCAGCGAGAUGGCCAGGUACUUGGGCUUUUCGAUUUGCUGGUCGAGAAAGAGCUAGGAACACCGUCAAAGAAAGAUUCUGCGACCAAGACGGGAUCCGCCCGCAAGGUGGACGCAACUCCAAGCAAGAGGUCCGCGGCAACAGAUGACGACGAAGACGAAAGGCUUGGCCGAACACCUAUGUCGUCUAGCAAACGACAGCGACUGGACCACUUCUUGACUCCAUUAAAGAAUAAGGAUGGAAACAAGGACGCUGCCACACCUUCCUCGGUUUCGAAGCUUCAAUUUGACACACCGGCAUUCUUGAAGCGUAAUACUCUACCAGUUCUAGAGGAGAACGGUGAUUUUGACGCCCCAGCUCCUUUACGGCUACCGCGUAAGCCAUUUGCAAGAGGUCUCAGCGAGAUUGUGGCAAGUCUACGGAAGGUUGAAGAGGAGAGCCUGGAUGACGACCUUGAUGCCUUGCGCGAUAUUGAGGAUGGUGGAAUGGGUGAACCGAAACCAAAGACACUUUUCCCAUCCAAACCUAAGGACGACAUACUGGUCGACGAUAACGAAGCACGGCAACUGCCCCUCGGUGGAUUUGAUGACGAAGGUGUGUACGACAGCCCAGUGGAAGGAGACAAUCCGACGAGGGUAUACAAAAAGAAGGGCCAGAAGCGAACAACAAGAAUGGCCAAGAUGCGUCCAGUUCGGGUCAAUAGACCCGAGAAUAUGGCAGCAAACCCCCAAAGUGAUGUGGAGAAUGAUGAAAUACAAGCUGGGGGUGAGGAUGCUGGCUCUGAUUUCGAUGAUAUAGUUGAGAAGAAGCCCGCACAGAAGAAGGAGGGCACUGUCAAGAAGGCAGCCCGAAAGGUGAAUGAGCUAGCUCAUGCAAACUUCCAAAGAUUGAAGCUUAGGAAUCACGGAGCCAAGGGUGGACCAGGCAUUAACAGCCGAUUCCGCCGAAGAAAGUAA
Fusarium graminearum PH-1 is the source of this 1353-nucleotide messenger RNA. RefSeq lists its product as uncharacterized. The transcript has 2 exons. Gene Ontology annotation, cellular component: DNA replication preinitiation complex. Gene Ontology annotation, molecular function: DNA replication origin binding; single-stranded DNA binding. Bases 1 to 1353 code for a protein of 450 amino acids. Lineage: Eukaryota; Fungi; Ascomycota; Sordariomycetes; Hypocreales; Nectriaceae. Gene Ontology annotation, biological process: mitotic DNA replication preinitiation complex assembly; DNA replication initiation; double-strand break repair via break-induced replication. The record is from RefSeq and is a predicted model, not a curated record.